Molecule: messenger RNA, 3801 nt
Organism: Gymnogyps californianus (California condor)
Lineage: Eukaryota; Metazoa; Chordata; Aves; Accipitriformes; Cathartidae
Gene: ACSS2
Product: acyl-CoA synthetase short chain family member 2
Exons: 19
Coding region: 206-2065 (619 amino acids)
Biological process (GO): acetyl-CoA biosynthetic process
Cellular component (GO): cytoplasm
Molecular function (GO): acetyl-CoA synthetase activity
Source: RefSeq, a predicted model, not a curated record
GCUGUACCGGCCGCGGCCCGAGCUGCUGCCGGCGGCGCACGUCCCCUCGCUGUCCCACUACGAGCGCCUCUACCAGCGCUCCGUGGAGGAGCCGCACGAAUUUUGGGGUGACAUUGCUAAAGAGUUUUACUGGAAGAGUCAGCACACGGGACCCUUUCUGAAGUACAACUUCGAUGUGACAAAGGGGAAGAUCUUCAUUGAGUGGAUGAAAGGGGCGACCACCAACAUCUGCUACAACCUCCUGGACAGAAAUGUCAAUGAGAAGAAACUUGGGGACAAAAUUGCUUUUUACUGGGAAGGGAACGAACCUGGUGAUUCUGCGAAAAUCACAUACAGCGAGUUGCUGCACAAAGUCUGUCAGUUUGCCAAUGUCCUCCACAGCCAAGGCGUGAAAAAAGGAGACCGAAUUUCCAUCUACAUGCCGAUGAUCCUGGAGCUGGUUGUAGCCAUGCUUGCCUGCACCAGGAUUGGAGCUCUGCACUCCGUUGUGUUUGCAGGUUUCUCGGCAGACUCUCUUUGCGAGCGGAUUCUUGACUGCGGUUGUUCUCUCCUCAUCACGGCAGAUGCCUUUUAUCGAGGGGACAAGCUGAUCAACUUGAAGCAGAUUGCAGAUGAAGCCCUCCAGAACUGUAAAGACAAGGGCUUCUCUUUGAGAAAGUGCAUCGUGGUGAAGCACCUGGGGAGGGAAGAGAUAGCGGUGGACGGGACAUGCAGCAAGUCUCCCCCUCUCAAAAGGCUGUGCCAGGACGUACAGGAAAAAAAGACUGAGAGCUCACAGAGACUCCAUCCCAAGACCUCCUGGAACCCAGCCGUGGACGUGUGGUGGCACGAGCUGAUAAGCAGUGCCAGCACGGAGUGCGAGCCCGAGUGGUGCGACGCGGAGGACGAACUCUUCAUCCUCUACACAAGCGGCUCAACUGGGAAACCCAAGGGUGUGCUGCAUACGGUGGGUGGAUACAUGCUUUUUGCUGCCACCUCAUUUAAAUACGUGUUUGAUUACCAACCUGAGGAUGUCUACUGGUGCACAGCUGACAUUGGAUGGAUAACAGGCCAUUCCUACCUCGCUUAUGGACCCUUGGCAAACGGGGCAACUAGUGUGUUAUUUGAAGGUGUCCCCACCUACCCGGACAUCGGGCGAAUGUGGAGCAUCGUUGACAAGUACAAAGUGACCAAGUUCUACACAGCACCCACAGCUGUCCGGCUGCUGAUGAAGUAUGGGGAAGAGCCCGUCAAAAAGCACAGCAGGAAGUCUCUGAAGGUGCUGGGGAGCGUCGGCGAGCCCAUCAACCCUGAAGCCUGGCUGUGGUACUACCGCGUGGUGGGAGAAGAGAGGUGCCCCAUUGUGGACACGUUCUGGCAGACAGAGACAGGUGGCCACAUGCUGACACCCCUCCCUGCCGCCACCCCCAUGAAGCCAGGCUCUGCCACGUUCCCCUUCUUCGGUGUGGUCCCUGCCAUCUUGAACGAGUCGGGGGAAGAGCUGGAAGGAGAAGCAGAAGGCUACCUGGUAUUUAAGCAGCCCUGGCCGGGAAUAAUGCGCACACUGUAUGGAAACCACCAGCAAUUUGAAACCACAUACUUCAAGAAAUUCCCUGGGUACUAUGUGACAGGCGAUGGUUGCAGGAGAGAUAAAGAUGGUUAUUACUGGAUCACAGGGCGAAUUGAUGACAUGUUGAAUGUUUCUGGCCACUUGCUGAGCACCACAGAGGUGGAGUCAGCCUUGCUUGACCAUGCCGCCAUCUCGGAGGCCGCAGUGGUCGGCCACCCACACCCCCUGAAAGGCGAGUGCCUCUACUGCUUCGUGACCCUGAGAGACGGCCACGAGUUCACCAAAAACCUGACGGAUGAGCUGAAAAAAAAAGUCAGAGAAAAAAUCGGACCGAUAGCAACACCUGAUUAUAUCCAGUAUGCCCCUAGCCUGCCCAAAACCCGCUCAGGAAAGAUUACCCGACGGAUAUUAAGGAAGAUUGCCAAAAAUGACCAAGAUCUGGGGGACAUCUCCACCUUGGCAAACCCGGGCAUCAUAAAACAUCUUUUCAACAGCAGAUGUGACACUAAACAGUAGCAGCGUGACCUGUCCCUGCUGAGCGGAACUGUAGCAGCAGCAGCGUCCUGAUGAGCAGGGCCCUUGAAUAACCACUGUCUGCCCUGGGAAGGAAACCUUCACCUGUUGAAUUGAAUGUACAAAUGUUACGAACGAGGGAAAGGCUGGCUCUGGAGAGGCCGUGUCUCACUAGCGUGUCCAUGCCGUGAAGGAGCGUGUGCAUUGUGUUCCAGAUAGGUAUUGUACAUCUGAGGUUCAGCCUUGUGCACAGAGGGACUUGUCCUCCUCCCUUUUCAGCACCUCGUUCUUGAUUUUUAAUUUUAUUUUUUGGGGUGGGGUGGGUGUUAAUUACCUUUAUGUAUUUGAGGGGCCCUGGCACCUUGCGCACAGUGGGAAGGAACUUUGGGGGUUGGAGGGGAAGUGGUGCUGGAGUUACUCAAUGCAGGCAGGCAAGGGAGGUGCAUCUGCCACAGCCCACACGCCAGCUAAGCUUCCUUUUCUACUUGGAGUGCUGUGAGCUGCAGGAGAACUUAAAAACACUCUCACAUCAUAACCGUAUAGCUGACUUUUAGCCUUGCAUCCACUCUCCAAGCCUGUUGCUAGCCGAGGUCCCCUAGCCUGAAAGGGAGUGGGGCAAGGCUCAAGGGAGCUCUGUACUUUGAACAGGCUUUUUAGAGCAAUUUGGUACCAAGACCUGCUUCUUCCUAACUGCAUGGUGCCAGCUGGUGCGCUUUUCCCAGUCCAGGGUCCUUCACUGGCCAUGGACACAGUAGGGAGCCACGUAUGGUCUAGGAGGAGAAGUCUUGGUCUGACCACAGAGCACCACUUGCACCCGCUCUGCUGCCACCAGCUCUCAGCUGAGCUCAGAGGCUGCGCAGCUGGGUGCUCCUUUUGCAUCCUGGGGUAGGAGUGGGUGCUGUUGAUACCAAAGGAUGGAGGGAAAACAAAGCCAUGGAGAGGCACCUUUCCCACUGCAGGCAAACCAGGCGCUGGGUUAUAGCGCACCACAACCAUUGCUACAGCAAACGAACCAAGGCAGGCAGGGCUUGGAUUUCCUCAUCAGGAAAAAAAUGGUGGAAGAUGUUUAAAGUUAGCUUUUGCUUAAAUCUGACAUGGCUUUAUGAUGAUGAGAGCAAAAAACCCAAAACCUCUAGCCCAAGAGCCUGAACAUCACAAGGGUACUGCCAAAGCCAUUCUUCAAAUUAAUUACAUUUAACUCCAGCCCUGGGUCGAGCUGGGAGAGAUACCUCCUUUGUAAUGUCUGUAUGAAAAUUGCAUGUGAACUGUUUGUUUUUGCACUUAAACCAAAGGAGAAACAGGCUUUCAAACUUGCUGCAACAGCUGUUUUGGCGAGUGCCAACGUACAGGCCUUACCUGCAAACUGAGCUGACUUUUGGCUCGGCUGGAAAGGAUGAGGCAACUGCCUCUGAGGCUGGUUGCUCAGGGCAAGCGUUGCAGGUGCUCUGGUGGGCUGCUGUCCAAGUCCCAAGUCGCACUUCUUACCUGCUGCUCUCACUGGCACAGCACUUGUCUGUGAUCUAUAACCUCACUGCGUGCCAGUGUCCCACGUGCCCCCCAGCUCUGUACCACUGGAUUGUGCCACCUCAUUGACAAGGAUUCCUACAUCAUCUCUCCUCCUCUGUUACUCUUUGUCUGCUAUGUAAUUUUGGCUGGAAACAGCUAGAAUUUUAUGCAAAAUGGAAUAAAAUUCAAGGAAACAAAAUGGAAACAGGCUUAGAGUAUGUGCAUGGGGUUGU